Messenger RNA from Syzygium oleosum, 1766 nucleotides. Its product is annotated as UDP-glycosyltransferase 90A2-like. Gene Ontology annotation, molecular function: UDP-glycosyltransferase activity. Bases 88 to 1533 code for a protein of 481 amino acids. NCBI's taxonomy places the organism in Eukaryota, Viridiplantae, Streptophyta, Magnoliopsida, Myrtales, Myrtaceae. The record is from RefSeq and is a predicted model, not a curated record. The transcript has a single exon.
UUCUGUCGAAAUGCCUACUCACAAUUCUCACCCUUCUCUUCCUCCUCUACUGUUGUCCAUCUACAUCUUGACUGAAUUUUAGAAGCCAUGACAGGGUUGGUAUCGCCAUCACCUUGUGCUCAUGUGGUGGUGUUCCCUCAUAUGGCUCAGGGACAUGCACUCCCAUUACUAGACAUAUGCAAGGCCCUAACAAGCCUCGGCCUCAAAGUCACCAUCAUCACCACCCCAAAGAAUGCCCCACUCAUCCUGUCAAAGGUAUCGAACUACACUGAAAUCUCCUUGCGCACCAUACAGUUUCCUAGAGUCCCAGAGCUUCCUGAAGGAUGCGAGAACACUGCCGAUCUGCCUUCCAUGGCUUUGUUGGUGCCUUUCUUGAAAGCCACCAAGUCCAUGAGACCCGCCUUUGAGUGUAUUCUCAGGGAGAUGUCUGAAGCCGGGUCUCUCCCGCUCUGCGUGAUUACUGAUUUUUUCCUAGGAUGGACGCUCGACGUGUGUCGGUCUUUCGGAAUUCCUAGGAUUGCCUUCCAUGGGUUGGGGGUUUUGUCUAUGGUCAUCUUGAAAACUGCCUUCGGGAAUGUCCCGUCCCUCAUGGCAAUGCCCGAUUCCGAUCCUAUCAGACUGCCGAAGUUGAGCGUUCCUUUCACAGUCUAUAAGUGUGACAUCUCCGAUUUGGAGCAGUGCAAAGACCUUAAUGACCCUUUCUUGCCUAUACUAGCAGAGCUUGGAGAGGCGGAUGCAAACAGCGCGGGCCUAAUCGUCAACAGCUUCGAAGAGCUCGAAGGUGAUUAUGUUGCUGCCCUGGAAACAUUUUACUGCCAGGGGGCAAGAGCUUGGUGCAUCGGGCCGGCUUUGCUCUACGACCAGAAUCAGAUAGAGAGACCUGUGGGAUCCAAACAGGCAGACCCACCUCAGUCCUACAUCAAGUGGCUGGAUGAGCGUGUUGAAACGAGCGGAGUGAUAUAUGUAUCAUUCGGAACACAAGCACACUCGAGUGACCUGCAAAUGGACAAUAUAGCUCAUGGACUGGAGAUGGCAGGGUAUCCGUUCAUAUGGGCAGUAAAAUCGGCAACUUGGGUGUUGCCGGACAACGGAUGGGAGGAUCGGUUGAAAGGGAGGGGCUUGGUGGUGCACGAUUGGGUGGACCAGCGGCGCAUCCUGUCGCACCCAGCGAUAGGCGGGUUCUUGAGUCAUUGCGGCUGGAACUCAGUGCUGGAAAGCUUGUCAGAGGAGGUGCCAAUACUGGCGUGGCCAACGGGUAAUGACCAGCCACUGAAUGCUAAGCUUGUGGUUACGGGGCUCGGGGCCGGGGUUAUGGUGAGAGAAGGUGGUGUCGGGGGGACAAUUGCUAGCGAGGUGAUAAGGGAUGGAGUUAAGGAACUGAUGGGAGGGGAGAGAGGAAGGCAGGCUAGGGACAGGGCAAGAAAGAUUGGUAGAUUGGCAAGGCAAGCUGUGGAGAAGGAGGGUGGAUCAUCCUACAAGAAUUUGGGAGGCUUCAUUAAGUUUCUUAAAGAAAGAGUUAAGGUGAGAGUUUAGGUAGGUUCUUUUAAUUUGUUUUCCUGGCACAAUGAGGCUUAGAAUUAGAUGAUACUUGGAGGUGGUAACUAAGUAAAAAAUAAAACAUGUAACAGAGCCUCAUCGAAAUAUUGUGCCUCAUUUCUCUUUCGAUAUGUGACUAGUUUCGGCAAAGGAAAGCUUGCCGCCAUGAUGUAGAUAUAAAAGUAGAACCUAUGUGCUUCCUUAAAUUCGUACUAUUUCAUUUACGGAAA